Molecule: messenger RNA, 2460 nt
Organism: Diaporthe batatas
Lineage: Eukaryota; Fungi; Ascomycota; Sordariomycetes; Diaporthales; Diaporthaceae
Exons: 2
Coding region: 1-2460 (819 amino acids)
Molecular function (GO): hydrolase activity, hydrolyzing O-glycosyl compounds
Source: RefSeq, a predicted model, not a curated record
AUGGAAACGCACAGGUCCAACAAAACUUGGGCAGAACCCUGGCUGUAUCGGCAAGAGUUUAAUUUGGAUCCCGGUCAUGGCAAGCAUUUUUUUCUUGAGACGAACGGAAUCACUUCAAAAGCAGACAUUUAUCUCAAUAGAAGGCAGAUUGCGAGCAAGGAUAUCCAAUCGGGCUCCUAUGGUGGUCAUGUCUACGACAUCACAGCAACGGCGGCUGAAGCCAACGCGGUGCUGGUAAAGGUUUAUCCGACUGACUAUAACCACGACCUGGCCCAAGGUUUUAACGACUGGAACCCUGCUCCCCCAGAUAACGGCUCAGGUAUCUGGAGAGACAUCAACAUCAGGCAGACGGGGCCAGUGACUUUGGGUCCACUUAGUGUGACAACUAAGUUCGAAGCAUCCGCUUCCUCUGCCAGGGUGAAACUCAGGGCACUUGCACGCAACCUGGAGAACCGCACGUUGGAGGCUUUCCCAUCGACUAGUAUCUUCAAAUUUGAAUCUGGGGACAGCCCAAUAGGAAAUCACGCGGGUUCUGCGACGUCAGCAGUGCACAUCGGUCAAGAACGCAGCCCAACGGAUGUUGUGAUUUUGGCCCCAUUUGCAUCCGCAGAAAUACAAAUGCAAGUGGAUGUUCCCUUCGCAGACUCAGAUAUUUGGUGGCCGAGACAUUGGGGUCAGCAGCCGCUAUUCCAGGCCCAUUUGAGAGUGUUAGUCGACAAUGGAACCUCUGAUUUGAUUGAGAGCACAUUUGGAUUUCGCAAGGCAACCUCUCGACUGAACAAAGAUGCAGACAGGGUGUUCGAAGUGAACGGGUUGCCUUUCCAAGUCCUCGGUGCAGGGUACGCACCUGAUAUUUUUCUUCGAUGGGAUACCACACGAUUUAUAAACAUUGCCGAGUACGUCCUGGAUAUUGGUUUAAACACGAUUCGACUUGAAGGGAAGAUGGAGCACCCUGAGCUCUAUGAUAUCUGCGAUCGCCUCGGGAUCAUGGUCCUUCCAGGAUGGGAGUGCUGUGAUAAAUGGGAGGCCUGGAGCUAUUCCGAGGAGGAAGGAUUGGAAGAUUCCAUCUGGGGCCCAAACGACUACAGAAUUGCCAAUGCCAGUAUGAUCCAUGAGGCAAACAUGAUGAGGAAUCACCCGAGCGUGCUUGGAUUUCUGAUCGGAAGCGACUAUUGGCCGGACGAAAAGGCAACAUCAAUCUAUUUGAGCGCGUUGCACGGCUCUCACUGGGAGACUCCCAUCAUCGCCUGUGCUUCAGGCAAGGGACAUCCAGAAAAUAUGGAGCCCUCAGGGCUCAAAAUGCCCGGUCCCUAUACUUGGGUUCCACCUAAUUACUGGUACAAGAACCGUUUGGGCUCAGCCUUUGGUUUUGGCUCGGAACUGGGUUCCGGGGUGGGCACACCAGAGCUCCCAAGUCUUUCCAAGUUCCUCGACGAGUCUGGAAUUAACGACCUAUGGCAACAGCCGAAGAAGGUUCUAUACCACAUGUCUCCUGGGGAGGUGUUUUCAACGAGAACUAUCUACAAUGAGGCACUCUGGAAUAGAUAUGGUGCGCCCGAGGGCCUAUCAGAUUAUCUUUUGAGCGCUCAGAUGAUGGAUUACGAGGCAACCCGAGCCCAAUUCGAAGCAUACUCGUUGAGUUGGUCUGCCCAAAGACCAGCCACCGGGAUGAUCUACUGGCUCUUAAAUAAUGCUUGGCCAAGUCUGCAUUGGAGCCUGUUCGACUAUUAUCUCCACCCGGCUGGGUCAUACUUUGGAGCGAAGACAGGGAGCCGGCUGGAGCAUAUAGCAUACGACUAUGUGCACAAGAGAGUCUUCAUUAUCAAUCGUACUCGCGAUAGGCAGGGGUCCAGAACACUUGAACUCGACAUCAUCGAUCUGAAUGGCAAGCAUAUCUGGGACAAAACGGCAGCGUUUAACACAGAACCCAAUUCCAGCAAAUCAAUCUUGAAGGUCAAGAAGUUGAAGAAGGCCAAAGAUGUGGCGCUUAUCCGUCUGGUUCUGAAGGACACCGAAUCAAACGAGACUAUAAGCCGCAGCGUCUAUUGGCUGUCGAGGCAGGCCGAUGAAUUAAAAUGGAGCAAAUCGACUUGGUUCUACACGCCGGUCCGAGAAUACGCCGAUUACACGUCUUUGAAUCAAAUUCAGCCGGCCAAUGUCUCAGUCUUUGCCGCAGCGGACGACGGUAACAGGCGCAAAGUGAUCGUCACUCUUAAAAACCGCUCGCCCUUUCCUGCUGUGUUCAUCCGCCUGGAUUUGGUUCACAGGGAUAAAACGUCGAGAACGGGGAACUUCAAAUGGGCCCCUGUUAGCCCGCUAAAAUGGUCGGAUAAUUAUAUCACCUUAUGGCCGCAUGAGGAGAUGGUCCUGCAUGUGGAUGUGAUGUCGGGAGCAGAAAGCCCAGAUAGGCUGCUGGUCCACGGCAAGAACACCGACGAGGUCGAGAUUCCCAUCGUGUAG